Cercocebus atys (sooty mangabey) is the source of this 2179-nucleotide messenger RNA. RefSeq names its product left-right determination factor 2 (gene LEFTY2). Gene Ontology annotation, molecular function: cytokine activity; transforming growth factor beta receptor binding; growth factor activity. Gene Ontology annotation, cellular component: extracellular region. Gene Ontology annotation, biological process: BMP signaling pathway; SMAD protein signal transduction. The coding region runs from base 244 to 1344 and encodes 366 amino acids. The transcript has 4 exons. NCBI's taxonomy places the organism in Eukaryota, Metazoa, Chordata, Mammalia, Primates, Cercopithecidae. The record is from RefSeq and is a predicted model, not a curated record.
GUUCUUUCGAGACAGCCCCCUCCUCCAGGCUCAGGGACCUGUCUGGCUGUGAGCUCCCAGGAGGUCCCAGGGGUGUGACCUCCUUCCCUCCCUCCCUCCCUUUUCCCUUCACCCCAGGCCAGCCCAGGGCCAGCUAUAAAGCUGGCCCAGCCUGGCUCUCAGCACGCCCAGCUGCCUAAGACCCUCCUUCAGUCUCCUUAGAGGACAGCUCCACUCUGCCUCCUGCUCCUCCAGAGCAGCACCAUGCGGCCCGUGUGGCUCUGCUGGGCACUCUGGGUGCUGCCCCUGGCCGGCCCAGGGGUGGCCAUGACUGGGGAGCAGCUCCUGGGCAGCCUGCUGCAGCAGCUGCAGCUCAGCGAGGUGCCUGUACCUGACAGGGUCGACAUGGAGGAGCUGGUCAUCCCCGCCCACGUGAGGGCCCAGUAUGUGGCCCUGCUGCGGCGCAGCCAUGGGGACCGCUCCCGCGGGAAGAGGUUCAGCCACAGCUUCCGAGAGGUGGCCGGCAGGUUCCUGGCGUCGGAGGCCAGCACCCACCUGCUGGUGUUCGGCAUGGAGCAGCGGCUGCCGCCCAACAGCGAGCUGGUGCAGGCCGUACUGCGGCUCUUCCAGGAGCCCGUCCCCAAGGCCGCGCUGCACAGGCACGGGCGGCUGUCCCCGCGCAGCGCCCGGGCCCGGGUGACCGUCGAGUGGCUUCGCGUCCGCGACGACGGCUCCAACCGCACUUCUCUCAUCGACUCCAGGCUGGUGUCCGUCCACGAGAGCGGCUGGAAGGUCUUCGACGUGACUGAGGCCGUGAACUUCUGGCAGCAGCUGAGCCGGCCCCGGCCUCCUCUGGUGCUACAAGUGUCGGUGCAGAGGGAGCACCUGGGCCCGCUGGCGUCCGGCGCCCACAAGUUGGUCCGCUUUGCCUCGCAGGGGGCGCCGGCCGGGCUUGGGGAGCCCCAGCUGGAACUGCACACGCUGGACCUCAGGGACUAUGGAGCUCAGGGCGACUGUGACCCUGAAGCACCAGUGACCGAGGGCACCCGUUGCUGCCGCCAGGAGAUGUACAUUGACCUGCAGGGGAUGAAGUGGGCCGAUAACUGGGUGCUGGAGCCCCCGGGCUUCCUGGCUUAUGAGUGUGUGGGCACCUGCCAGCAGCCCCCGGAGGCCCUGGCCGUCAAGUGGCCAUUUCUGGGGCCGCGACAGUGCAUCGCCUCGGAGACUGCCUCGCUGCCCAUGAUCGUCAGCAUCAAGGAGGGAGGAAGGACCAGGCCCCAAGUGGUCAGCCUGCCUAACAUGAGGGUGCAGAAGUGCAGCUGUGCCUCGGAUGGGGCACUCGUGCCAAGGAGACUCCAGCCAUAGGUGCCUGGUGUAUCCAUUGAAUCCUCUAACUGAACAUGUGCAUAGAAGUGGUCUUAAUGUAGGUCUUAACUUUAUACUUAGCAAGUUACCCCAUCCCCAUUUAGUGCUCCUGUAUGACCUUUGCCCUGUGUCCUUCCAUUUCCUAUAUUUCCUAUCCAUCACCCAUCCUAAGCACUUACAUGAGUAAAUAAUGCAGCUCAGAUGCUGAGCUCUAGUAGGAAAUGCUGGCAUGCCGAUUACAAGAUACAGCUGAGCAAUGCACAAAUUUUCAGCUGGGAGUUUCUGUUCUCUGGCAAAUUCUUAACCGAGUCUGGAACAAUAAUACCCUAUGAUUAGACAGAACUGAAUUGCUCUAUUAUAUGAGGAAUUAAAACCUUCAAAUCUCUAUUUCCCCCAAAUACUGACCCAUUCUGGACUUUUGUAAACAUACCUAGGCCCCUGUUCCCCUGAGAGGGUGCUAAGAGGAAGGAUGAAGGGCUUCAGGCUGGGGGCAGUGGACAGGGAAUCAGGAUGCCUGGUUUCUGGAUCUGACAGGGCCACAAGCUAGGAUCUCAAACAAACGCAGAAGGCUUUGGGUUGUCAUUUCCUCUUAAAAAGGAGGAGCUGGGCUUCAGCUCUGCUCUAAGACUUCAUUGCCUUGGGGAUCAGAUAGCUCCUACCUACCCCUGCCCACCCUUCUGGAGACUGAGCCUUGCCUGUGCAUAUUUAGGUCAUUUCCCACACUAUCUUAGAGAACUUGUCACCAGAAACCACAUGUACUUGAGUGUUUUUUGUUAAUUUAGCCAAAGCAAUUGAAUGUAGAUACUCAGAAGAAAUAAAAAGUGAUGUUUCACUC